Messenger RNA from Naegleria lovaniensis, 1818 nucleotides. RefSeq lists its product as uncharacterized. Gene Ontology annotation, molecular function: heme binding; monooxygenase activity; oxidoreductase activity, acting on paired donors, with incorporation or reduction of molecular oxygen. NCBI's taxonomy places the organism in Eukaryota, Heterolobosea, Eutetramitea, Acrasida, Naegleriidae. Bases 1 to 1818 code for a protein of 605 amino acids. The record is from RefSeq and is a predicted model, not a curated record. The transcript has 4 exons.
AUGUGGCCAUUCAACAGCGUCUUGACCAACUCACCACUUACAUCCUUUUCAACAAGAAGACUUCAAAUCCUUCUUCUUCUUUUAUUACUCAUUUCUCUCGUGGCGAGUAAGCUACACAUGGAUUUCACAUUUUCGGAAAAUAGAUUUUUCACACUCGUUUUCGCACAUGAAGACUUGAAAACUCAUCCCGCAACGAAUCAUGGAAUCAAUUCUCCUUCCAUAAUUUCUUUUCAAAAGAACGUCAGUACAGCGUUCGAGUUCUUUUCAUCCAAUUUGAGCGUUCCAAAAGAACAUGUUUUAUGGAUACUCCUCAUGACCUUGUUCGUCAUUAUCUUGACACAUUUCAUUCACCGCAUCAAGAGAGUCUUUCAUCAUGCGAAUCAAUUAAAGGAAAUUCCUGGCACUUGGCAAUUCUUAUUCUCUCCCAUUCGAAUUCCCUUCUUUGCUCCUUACUUUUAUUUAAAUAGUGCUUUUCAAAUGCAAAAAGUAAUUGAAAAAUUUGGAGAUCCAGAAACGAAAACAUUUCGUCUAAGUCUUCCUGACAUGAACAUUGUGUUUGUUUCUGAUAAGAACAUGUUGAAAGAAAUGAUGGUUUCGAAAUCGAACAUUUUUGAAAAACCAAAAGAAAAUUAUGAAUUAUUGAAUGUGUUUGGAGAGAGUAUUGUGACUUGUUUGAAUAAUGAAACUUGGAAAAAACAUUUCAAAGUGUGCAGCCCUGGAUUCUCUCCUGUCAAUUUGAGAUUUAUGUGUAAAGUGGCUGUCAAUUCGUGUGAUUUAUUAUUGGAACAGUGGGAAAAACAAUUACAGGGAAAGAAGGAAUUCAUGUUGCAACCAGAAACCUAUUCAGAUGUGACUUUGGACAUUCUAGGAAAAGCAGGUUUUGAUGUGGAUUUAGGUAUUUUCACAAAGAAUGAAAAAGGAAUUCAAUUUCGAAUGGCCAUGGAUACUCUCAUCACACGAGAUGUUGCAUUGCGUGGUUUUGUAAAAGGAAAUUCAGAAUUUCUGUAUUCCUUAUUUGCCAUUGUAUUAGGAACGAAUAAGGCAAAAAAAAUCUGUUCAGACAUUCUCGAUCAAGUCAUUAAUAAUAGAAGAAAACAACUCCAGGAAAACAUUCAUCUUUCUUCAGAUCAAGGUCAUGAUAUUUUGAGCUUAUUGAUUGAAGCUAAUUUAAGUGAAACGUUAUUGACCGAUGAAGAAUUGAAAAGUAAUGCCUUUGUGUUAUCUUUGGCAGGACAUGAGACCACUGCCACAUUAUUGCAAUGGGUAACUUAUGAAAUCUCAAAACGACCACACAUUCAAGAACGACUCUUUCAUGAAGUUCAACACGUUCUCAACGGAAGAGAUCCAACUUUUGAUGAUUUUGAAAAACUUGAAUAUGUGAAUAUGGUCAUUAUGGAAUCUUUACGAUGUCAUCCUCCUGUCACUUCGAUCGCUAAACAUGUGGCAAAGAAAUCGACAAGUUUAGGCAAGUUUCAAAUUCCAAAAGGAACUCAAAUUCAUGCUUUCAUUUUGGACAGUCACACAAGAUCAGAUAAUUGGGGAGAAAGUGUGAAUGAAUUCAAUCCUGACCGAUUCAAGGAUGCUGAAACCAGAGAACGCGUUCAACAUGAUUUUACUUGGAUUCCUUUCAGUGGAGGAAAUCGAAAAUGCACUGGAUACAAAUUCGCCUUAAUGGAAGGAUGCAUGGUAUUGUCCAAACUUGUUCAACGCUAUCAUUUUCGAUUAAUCAAUGAUGAAAGUGUGGAUCCAGUGGGUACUCAAACGAUCGUGGUGAGCAGACCUACCAAUUUGAAAGUCUCUGUUUCGAAAAGAGAAUAA